GCCUAAGAUUGAGGAUAUUAUUAUUGGAAAAAAAAGAAAACCUAACCGUCUGAUAGUUGAUGAUGCAGUUAACGAUGAUAACUCUGUUGUCUGUUUGUCCCAGACAAAGAUGGACGAGCUUCAAUUGUUUAGGGGUGAUACUGUAUUAAUAAAGGGCAAAAAAAGGCGCGAUACUGUUUGCAUUGUCCUGGUUGACGAAUCCUGUUCUGAUGAUAGGAUUCGUGUUAAUCGUUGCGUCCGAAACAACCUUCAUGUUAGACUUGGUGACAUAGUUACUAUACAAGGUUGUCCUGAUAUUGAAUAUGGCAGACGCAUUCAUGUUCUCCCGAUAGACGAUUCAGUUGAAGGCUUGACGGGUAAUCUUUUCCAAGUUUAUCUUCAGCCGUACUUCAUUGAAGCAUAUAGGCCUGUCAGAAAGGAUGAUAUAUUUGUUGUUCGUGGCGGGAUGAGAUCUGUUGAAUUUAAAGUUAUCGAAACAGAUCCUUCGCCGUAUUGCAUAGUUGCUCCGGAAACCAGUAUCUUUUCUGAAGGUGAUCCUGUGAAGCGAGAAGAUGAAGAAGAAAAAAUGAAUGAGAUAGGGUAUGAUGAUAUUGGCGGCUGCCGAAAGCAACUUGCUCAAAUCAAGGAAAUGGUUGAACUACCUCUUCGCCAUCCCCAAUUAUUUAAGGCAAUUGGCGUAAAGCCCCCGAGGGGAAUACUGCUUUAUGGUCCUCCGGGAACAGGCAAGACUCUAGUCGCAAGGGCAGUUGCAAACGAGAGUGGUAGUUUCUUCUUUCUCAUUAAUGGCCCCGAGAUCAUGUCAAAACUUGCCGGCGAAUCGGAAUCCAAUCUCCGUAAAGCAUUUGAAGAGGCUGAAAAAAAUUCUCCUGCUAUUAUUUUUAUUGAUGAACUAGAUGCUAUCGCUCCAAAACGCGAGAAGACUCAUGGUGAAGUUGAAAGACGAAUCGUAUCCCAGCUUCUAACUCUUAUGGAUGGUCUAAAGAAGAGGAAUCAUGUCAUCGUCAUGGCUGCUACAAACAGGCCAAAUAGCAUUGAUCCUGCGCUCCGCCGUUUCGGCCGUUUUGAUCGUGAAAUUGAAAUAGGUAUACCGGACAGUAUAGGGCGACUUGAGAUAUUGCGUAUACAUACCAAAAACAUGCGGCUCGCUGAAGAUGUUGAUCUAGAACAAAUUGCCAACGAAGCUCAUGGCCAUGUCGGGGCUGAUUUAGCUUCUUUGUGCUCCGAAGCUGCUCUCCAACAAAUAAGAAAUAAGAUGGAUUUAAUCGAUCUUGAGGACGAUACGAUUGACGCCGAGGUUCUGAAUUCACUUGCAGUCACAAUGGAUGACUUCCGUUGGGCCCUGAAAAAAAGUAACCCUUCUGCAUUGAGAGAAACAACUGUUGAAGUCCCAAAUGUCACGUGGGAUGAUGUUGGAGGUUUAGAAAAUGUUAAACGUGAGCUACAGGAACUUGUCCAAUAUCCUGUGGAACACCCAGACAAAUUUCUUAAAUUUGGUAUGACGCCGAGCAAGGGUGUAUUGUUUUACGGGCCACCUGGAUGUGGUAAAACUCUCCUAGCCAAAGCCAUCGCGAACGAAUGUCAAGCUAAUUUUAUCAGCAUCAAGGGGCCGGAACUACUCACUAUGUGGUUUGGUGAAUCUGAGGCAAAUGUUCGCGACAUAUUUGAUAAAGCCCGGCAAGCGGCUCCAUGCGUUCUGUUCUUUGACGAAUUGGACUCAAUCGCCAAGGCUCGUGGUGGGAGCGUCGGUGAUGCUGGCGGAGCUGCCGACCGUGUCAUCAACCAGUUGCUCACAGAAAUGGAUGGCAUGUCUUCUAAGAAAAACGUUUUUAUUAUUGGAGCUACCAAUCGACCCGAUAUAAUAGAUGGAGCUAUUCUUAGACCUGGUCGUCUAGACCAACUUAUUUACAUUCCGUUGCCCGAUGAAAAAUCCCGACUGGCCAUAUUUAAAGCGAAUCUCAGAAAGUCACCUAUUGCAAAAGAUGUUGAUCUCACGUAUCUCGCCAAAGUUACUCAAGGAUUUUCAGGUGCUGACUUGACCGAGAUUAGCCAACGUGCUUGCAAACAGGCUAUACGGGAGUGUAUUGAGGCCGAAAUUAGAUUAGGGCGAGAGCGUCAAUCAAUGCCGGACGCCAUGAUAAUUUUGGUAAUUUAA
Messenger RNA from Protopolystoma xenopodis, 2152 nucleotides. The record is from the annotation of a GenBank genome assembly. Lineage: Eukaryota; Metazoa; Platyhelminthes; Monogenea; Polystomatidea; Polystomatidae.